Molecule: messenger RNA, 2267 nt
Organism: Macroventuria anomochaeta
Lineage: Eukaryota; Fungi; Ascomycota; Dothideomycetes; Pleosporales; Didymellaceae
Product: DNA replication licensing factor mcm5
Exons: 2
Coding region: 23-2191 (722 amino acids)
Biological process (GO): DNA replication initiation; double-strand break repair via break-induced replication; DNA replication
Cellular component (GO): MCM complex; nucleus
Molecular function (GO): DNA replication origin binding; single-stranded DNA helicase activity; single-stranded DNA binding
Source: RefSeq, a predicted model, not a curated record
UUCAUACACCACAGCAUACACCAUGACGGACAGGCAAACGGCAUACUCGAUUAGCAUCUUUGGCAGCCAGGCGGGCAAUGAACGUCAGGAUGGCACCUCCCCUUCGCGUGUCCAGCAACAGCUGGUCGACUUUAUCAUGGAUUUCCAUCUCGACAACGUCUUCCUCUACAGAGACCAAAUUCGCGAAAAUGUACUCGUAAAACAGUACUACUGCAAUAUCGACAUUGCACACUUGAUCUCGUACGACGAAGAGCUUGCGCACAAGCUUCAGCAAGACCCUGCCGAAAUCAUACCUCUUUUCGAAGCAGCACUCAAGACAUGCACACAACGUAUUGUCUAUCCCUCACAACGAAACAUCAAGUUGCCUGAACACCAGUUACUGCUUCACUCGUCUGCCUCGGAGCUCUCCAUCCGCGAUCUCACAGCGAACAACGUCUCGCAUCUUGUCCGCAUACCCGGUAUCAUCAUCGGCGCCUCCACACUCUCCUCGAAAUCCACAGCACUGGCCAUUCGAUGCCGAAACUGUCAGCACGAAGAGAUGAUCCCUGUAUCAGGCGGCUUCGCUGGUGUCUCGCUCCCACGAACAUGCGCACGACAGGCAGGUGAGGGCGACGACAAGUGCCCUCUGGAUCCAUACUACGUCAUGCACGAGCGUUGCCAGUUCAUUGACCAGCAAGUGCUCAAGUUGCAAGAAGCACCUGACCAGGUGCCUGUAGGAGAGCUACCUCGACACAUCAUGAUUUCGGCAGACCGAUACCUCGCCAACAGAGUCGUUCCGGGUGCACGAUGCACAGUCAUGGGUAUCUUCUCGAUCUACCAGCAGAAGGGUUCGAAGAAGUCGUCCAGCGCCGCAGUCGCCAUCCGCAACCCCUACAUCCGUGCAGUGGGCAUCCAUACAGACGUCGACCAUACGAACAAGGGAAACGCUGUGUUCACAGAAGAGGAAGAGCAGGAGUUUUUGGAGAUGAGCAGAAGACCGGACAUCUACUCGGUCUUCGCCAAGUGCAUUGCGCCCUCAAUUUAUGGAAACGAGGACAUCAAGAAGGCCAUUGCGUGUCUACUGAUGGGUGGCUCCAAGAAGAUCUUGCCGGAUGGCAUGAAACUUCGUGGCGAUAUCAACGUUCUACUUCUGGGAGACCCCGGUACAGCCAAGUCUCAGUUGCUGAAGUUCGUUGAGAAGGUGUCACCGAUUGCCAUCUACACAUCCGGAAAGGGAUCGUCUGCAGCUGGCCUGACAGCGUCUGUUCAACGUGACCACACUACACGCGAGUUCUACCUCGAGGGUGGUGCUAUGGUGCUAGCAGAUGGUGGUGUUGUUUGUAUUGAUGAGUUCGACAAAAUGAGGGACGAAGAUCGAGUGGCGAUUCACGAAGCCAUGGAGCAGCAGACCAUUUCCAUUGCCAAGGCUGGUAUCACAACAAUUCUGAACUCGAGAACAUCAGUACUGGCAGCUGCCAAUCCUAUCUUCGGACGCUACGACGAUAUGAAGACUCCUGGCGAGAACAUCGACUUCCAGACCACCAUUCUGUCGCGUUUCGACAUGAUCUUCAUCGUCAGAGACGAACACGAUCGUGGCCGCGACGAGAGAAUUGCCAAGCACGUCAUGGGUAUCGCUAUGGGUGGACGAGGUGUCGAGGAGACUAUCCAAGCUGAGAUCCCGAUCGAGAAGAUGAAGCGCUACAUUACAUACUGCAGGCAGAAAUGUGCGCCCCGUCUCUCGCCUGAGGCUGCCGAAAAGUUGAGCUCGCACUUUGUCAGCAUUAGGCGGCAAGUUCACGCAUCCGAGAUGAACGCGAACCAGCGAAGCAGCAUUCCAAUUACUGUUCGUCAGCUGGAAGCCAUCAUCCGUAUCACAGAAUCGCUGGCCAAGCUUUCAUUGUCACCUAUUGCCGACGAAUCGCAUGUCGACGAAGCCAUCCGCCUAUUCCUUGCUUCAACAAUGGAUGCAGUCGCACAGGGCGAGGGUCAGAGCUCGAAGGAGCUGAUGGACGAGACAAACAAGGUCGAGGAAGAGCUGAGGAGACGUAUGCCCAUCGGGUGGCAAGUCAAUCUGUCUUCGCUUAAGCGAGAGUUUGUUGACGGAAAGGGCUACUCUGAGCAAGCUCUUGCGCGAGCACUGCACGUUAUGGCGGCCAGAGAGACCAUCAGAAUGCGGCACGGUGGAAGCGUUGUAUUCAGAGCAGGCGCUUAAGCGUGUUGACUUUGUUGUUGGGUACGAUGUCAUGAAGGAAGUCGCUAUGUAAGUACGUCACGCCGGCGUUUUGGAG